This is a messenger RNA of Prunus avium (sweet cherry), 1098 nucleotides long. Lineage: Eukaryota; Viridiplantae; Streptophyta; Magnoliopsida; Rosales; Rosaceae. The record is from RefSeq and is a predicted model, not a curated record.
AUGGCUGGAUCUGGAGGUGGUGAGCUGAGAGCUCCGAUCUUCAAUGGUGAGAACUAUGAGUUCUGGAGCAUACGGAUGAAAACCAUCUUCAAGUCUCAUGGGCUUUGGGAAUUCGUUGAGAAAGGGGUAGAGAUCUCAGAUUCGAAGGGAGCUGCUGGAUCUGAUGAGAAGAAGAAAGACAAGGAGGACUCAAGUGAUGCUGUGAAGAUAUCUUUCACAGAGGCAUUUAUGAAAGAUGCUAAGGCUCUGGGUCUGAUCCAAGGAGCAGUUUCUGAGGAAAUUUUUCCUAGGAUUGCUCAUGAAGAAACCUCGAAGGGAGCCUGGAAUCUCUUGAUGCGAGAAUUUCAUGGAGAUAAACAGGUGAGAGGUGUAAAAUUACAAAGUUUACGAAGAGAUUUUGAAUAUACUAGGAUGAGAGAUGAUGAAUCUUUGUCUGCUUACCUUGCAAAACUAUUUGAUCUUAUAAACCAAAUGAGAAGUUAUGGAGAAGAUUUAUCUAAGGGAAGAGUAGUGCAGAAAUUGUUGAUUAGCUUGCCUGCUAUGUAUGAUCCUAUAUGUUCUGUUAUUGAGCACUCGAGGGAUAUAGAUACAAUUGAAGUUCAAGAGGUUGUUGCCUCAUUGAAAGGUUUUGCACAGAGAUUGGAGAGACACACUGAGCCUAAAACUGAGAAAGCAUUUGCUAGUCUCAGUGUGAAUUCUAAAACUGAUAAAUCUACAGGAAAACAAAGUGGUAAAGAUCAAAAGAGUUGGAAGCCAAGAGACAAGAAGUGGGAAAAUAAAUCCACUGAUGGUGCUAAGAAUCCAUGUAAGCAUUGUGGAAAACUGCAUUAUGGAGAAUGUAGAUUUAAAGGAAAACCAAAGUGUUACAACUGUGACAAGUUGGGACAUAUUGCAAAAGACUGCUACAGCAAGAAACCUGCACAGCAACAGCUGAACUAUGCAACUCAAGCUCCUACUGCACCAACUAUGUUUUUUGUCAACAAUGCAUCUGAUAAAAGGCCUAUGGAAGAUGUGUGGUACUUGGACAGUGGCUGUAGUAACCACAUGACUGGCAGGGAGGAUGUUUUGGUUGACAUUGAUAAAAGCAUAACAGCAAAG